Messenger RNA from Scylla paramamosain (green mud crab), 4752 nucleotides. RefSeq names its product SHC-transforming protein 1-like. The record is from RefSeq and is a predicted model, not a curated record. The transcript is spliced from 11 exons. Gene Ontology annotation, biological process: intracellular signal transduction; cell surface receptor protein tyrosine kinase signaling pathway. Gene Ontology annotation, molecular function: receptor tyrosine kinase binding. The coding region runs from base 1 to 2436 and encodes 811 amino acids. Gene Ontology annotation, cellular component: plasma membrane. NCBI's taxonomy places the organism in Eukaryota, Metazoa, Arthropoda, Malacostraca, Decapoda, Portunidae.
AUGCUAGAGAUAACGCUGGUGAAGGAAGGAAUGAUCGAUGUGGGCGGCUCGGAACCCCCAGGCACCUCCACCCCAUCCUCGCUCUCACUAGCGCUCUCCUCCCCCACUGCAGCACCCCCCACCACCACUACCACAACCUCCAGCAGUGGCGGGGGGGCGGCCACCUUCACUACCUCCUCCUCCUCAGCGGCGGUCAGCGGCAGCGGCGGCGGAGGCAAGGCGUCGCCGCUCUCCCUGACCUCCCUGAAGGCCGCCUGGCGCAGCCUGAUCGGCGUGGGCGGCUCGAGGCUCCCUCACCUGGAGCGGCCCGACGUGGGCGCCAGACGAGACCCACAUCCACCUCACGCCGGGCCGCCCGCACAUACACCCAUCCGCACCGUAGCCCCGUCCCGCCCCCGCCCCACUCCCACACCCCGCGCCCCCGCGCGGCCGCAAGUGCCCGAGGCCACCCUUACUCUCGCCAAGUGCCUUAGGAAACACCGCGAGAAGCAGCAGGCGCGCGCCCUCACCCGCAAGUCCAAGUCGGACAAUGCCCUGCAGAAGGUGGGCGUGCACCUGAAGUCCCACUCCGACCAGAACUUGCACAAGGUGUGGCUGGCCAGCGGCGGCGGCAGGACUAACUCGGUCUUCAGCACCGUCCAACUAUCUGGUGGCAGCGGCGACAGCUGCAGCAGUAGCGGCGGGAAGCGCAGCGGCCGCCACCACCGGUCCAAGUCUCUGGAGCGGCAGCAAGGCGCCCGCGUCCACCCGGCGCCGCCCUCACUCCACCCACGCCACACCCGCUCCCUUGAGAGGAACCACAAGUUCAGGGUGGACUUGCGCCCCCCGGGGCCCUUGAGAGACGAACCUCCAGAGCACCCGGCGCCCGCGCCUCCCACUCUCACCCCCACGCACGUGCCCUGGGCCCCGGAUGCCGUGGAGGGCGUGAGCGUGCACGGGCAGCAGCAGCAGGUGCAGCAGGGGUGGGCGGGCGGCAUGGAGGGCGGCCACGCGGCGGGGGGCGGCGGCUCCUUCAUCAACAAGCCGGCGAGGGGCUGGCUGCACCCCGACCACCAGCUGGCCGAUGACGGCGUCUGCUACGGCGUGCGGUACAUAGGCUGCCUGGAGGUCAACACGUCAAUGAAGAGCCUCAACUUCGACACCAGAUCACUCAUCGCAAAGGAGUGCAUCAGCAAGGUGUGUGAGGCUGCUGGACUCAAGACUGCCGACCGCAAAAGGAAGGUGGUGAAGACAAUCAGCCGUAUCCUUGGGGAGCGGCCUGUCAUGGAGCACGCGGGGAGCAAUGUCAACCUCACCAUCACCAGCACGGCUCUCAACCUCACCAACCUGGAGUCGGGCCGGACAAUUGCCUGCCACGACAUGCCCAACAUAUCCUUCGCUUCAGGGGGUGACCCAGACACACUGGACUUCAUCGCAUACGUGGCCAAGGACAGUCGGUAUGGCCGUGCAUGCUUUGUUCUGGAGUGCGGGGGCGGCCUGGCUCAGGAUGUCAUCACCACCAUUGGCCAGGCCUUCGAGCUGAGGUUCAAGGAGUACCUCAAGCGCACUCCCUCCGUCCAGUACACCAGCGUCAAGUCUGACAAGUCAGGCAUCAAUGGCGAGGGUGGCAUCACCUGGGGGCGUGACGACCCUGAGUACUACAAUGACCUGCCUGGGAAGGUGCCCCCCGACCUACCGCCACCCCCUGUGCCCCCGCUGCCCCAAUACUCAGCUUCAGAGAGCAAGCGUUCUGUCCUGUCCAGCCCAACCCCCACCCCAGCUCCCAGUGCCUCCUCCUCCUCCUCCCCUGUGCCAGCAGCAACCCAGCCCCUCGCCAACUCUCACCAGACACUGUCCAGCAAAGUGUCGGACAACCUGAUAGACCUAUCAUGUGAGGGCACAGCACCGGGGCCGCUGCGCAGUGAGCCGGAGUAUGUCAAUGAUGCCGUUAUCAGACAGAAGCAGCUGAUGGACCAGCGGGACCCAUUUGAUAUGCAGCCAUUCAUCAUGCAGCUGUCUCAACUGAGUGGGGGUGUGGCUCCUUCAGCCAGUGGAGCAGCAGCAGCAGCAGUCGGAGGAACAGGGACUGUUACGAGUGGAGCAGUCGGAAUGACAAACAAGCCUCUGCCUCUGAACCAGCGGCUUCAGCUCCAGCGUGAACCCUGGUUCCACGGCGCCAUAAGCAGGAAGGAGGCGGAGAUGCUGCUACGGCAGGACGGGGACUUCCUGGUGCGGGAGUCUCAGGGCACAGUGGGCCAGUAUGUCUUGACGGGGAUGCAGAACAACACCAAGAAGCACCUUCUCCUUGUGGACCCUGAGGGAGUGGUGAGGACCAAAUCACGCACCUUUGAUAGUGUGAGUCAUCUCAUCAUCUACCACCGGGACUACGAGCUGCCCAUUGUGUCUGCCGAGUCAGCACUCCUCCUGCGCAACCCAGUCCUAAGACACCCCCGCUAGGCCUCAGGGUUCAGUGGAGGGGCUAUGGGCUGGGAGGAGGGUGUGGGGGAUCAGAGGAUCCCCACCCCAUCCACCCACCUCCCCAGGCCAGUCCGUUUAGGUGUUUCGUCGCACAAGUACCAUAACUUAUAUUUUGUACCAGUUAGUGCAGUGUUAAUGUCUGUGACUCUAUGGUCCAGGGGAGUGUGGGGGAGGGUGAGUCAGGGUGUGUGGGGGGAGGGGAAGGGAGGGAGGGGGAGUCCUAGGGUAGGGUGGAGUGUAGGAGUCUGUGUUCCUCUGUAGUACAAAGAAGUAAGUUUGGUUGGUGGCUUAUCUGUGUGUGUGUUUGUGAUCUGUGUGUGCAAUGGUGUGCACAUGCUGCCUUUCUUCAUGAUACUCACUCUCUAACUUCCCAACACACACACACACACACACACACACACACACACACACACACACACACACACACACACACACACACACACACACACACACACACACACACACACACACGGUGGAGAACCUCUUUAUGCAACCCAAGGUAACUAAUCAACAAAAACACUAGUUCUUGCCCAUUUUACAAUUCUUAGCCUGAAACAUUUCAGAUGUUCUAUUCCCACAAACUGAAUCAUGAGACACCACUUUCAAUGCCAUGAAUUUUAUACUUGGAGAGUUCCCUGUGCUUACCACAUCUUCCCUUGUGAUGGAUCAGAAACAUCUGAAGUACACACAUGCUUUCCUCUGCCUAGCUAAAGUGCAGAAUUGAGCCUUAAGUCACAAGAGUCCAAUUUCAGCACAAAUGGUGAUGAGUAACUCUGGAUUUUUGAAUUUAUAUUUUUCUACAUGAUGCACAAAAUAUUGAACUGGUACUUAAAUGUUGGAGCUUACGAUUGUACAUGAUAGUUUUGUUGAUAGUUUUGCCUGUGAAAUAUUCCCCUGUCUUGAGCAGCACUCAUUGUGGGUUUCAGGGAUGGCCAUGGCAAGGGUAGUUUGGGAGCAGUUGAGACAAUCAUGUUGCAAAAAAUGUGCCACAGAAGCCUUUUGAGUUUGUAUCUUGUGCUGUCUGCAAAAUGUGACUGAUGCCCUGCCUGUGAGCUGUUUAGGGAGGCACAGCGAAUUUUCUCUUCAUAGACACUAGACUGAACAGUAUGAAUAACAAAUGCACAUCAAUAUACUGACACAGGCAUGUGCACACAGCACACAUAACUAGAGAGAUUAACAGGGAGCCCCCAACUCUAGCUCAACCACAGAGUAACACAGACAUCUCCCCCACUGAGGAGGAGGAGGAGAAGAAGGAGACAGAAGGUGCUGUUGAGAGGUGUCACUAGAGUGGAAACUGAAAAGCUCUUGGCAGUCGGCACCUGCUUUUAUGUGUGGCUUGAGAGGGAUGGAAUGAAGCUAGAGUUGCAGGAGUGAUAGAGUGUUGUGGGAAGAAUCAAGUGAACUUGGUAUGGGAGAUGUGGGUUUUGCAAGGACUGCAAGAGACAGGGAGGGAGAGUGGCCAGGCUGGCAUGGAGGAUAGAGAAGUACAAGCUGCAUUUGGAAGCCUGAAAUGCACUGCAUCUGGAGCAAUACACACCUUGAGUCCCUCUCACAAUAACUUAGACUGACCACCGCCAACCUCGCCACUGCAUGCACACUUGCCCUGCACUCCAUACCUGCACUUGUGUGGCAGCAUGACAGCGCGGCAGGUGUGCGUGGGUGCCUGCAGGUGUGUGUGCGUGAUUCAGAGAGCAAUAGGUUUUCUUACUGGUAAACCCCAACUAGGUCACUAAACCAAAGACAUAAUGUAACGUAGGGCCGGGGAGGAGUAGGUGGAGGAGGAGGUGAGGGGGGGGAGCCACCCACUUCACAAUAUCAGUGAGCCAACCACUACUAAGGUCUAUUUUUCAACAGAUAUUUUUGCUACACCCCAUGACUGUGUGUCGAUAAUUGACAAAUCUUGCCUUGUAGCCUCUAGAAGUGACUCUGUCCUCAUUUAGUUAAGUGUAUUAUAUGUUGUAAAAUACUACUGUAAUUGAUUCACUAUUAAGGUUUAAAUUUAAUUGUACAUAACAUGACAGGACACAUACAUACAAGCAUACAUCAAUACAUGCAGUCCAGGUAUUUUAAUGUUGUGUGUGCCAAAAGAUAUUGACUCAAUUAUUAACUAUUAUUUCUCCCACAUUGGCCAUUGAUAAUCAAAAUGUUUCUUUAUUAUUAGUUGCUCGUAUAUAACUCGGCUGAUUCCGAAACCAUGUGAAAUAAAUACAUACUAUUGUAAAAAUUGACACAAGUGUGAAUGGUAAUAAAUCACUGUAACUUUGUAUUAACAAGUGAAUAAAAUAUCACCUAUGA